Molecule: messenger RNA, 607 nt
Organism: Arabidopsis lyrata subsp. lyrata
Lineage: Eukaryota; Viridiplantae; Streptophyta; Magnoliopsida; Brassicales; Brassicaceae
Product: arabinogalactan peptide 16
Exons: 2
Coding region: 192-383 (63 amino acids)
Source: RefSeq, a predicted model, not a curated record
CUCAUAAUUCUCAUUACCUCAUCUAUCGCUCUGCCUAGCCUUUUCUUUUGAUUUCUUCUUUUCAUUUUCCUCUCUCUCUUUGUUCUUCCCUCUCUAAAAUCCUUCUCCAAGAAAAGAAAUUAAGGAGUUAAGAGAGGGAAGAGCUUUAAUAAAAGAAUUUAAGAACUAAAGAGGGAGGAAAAAUAAUUGAAAUGUCGAGCUCAAGGCUUUUCUUCGGAGUUUCUACAAUUGUAUCGAUAAUUUUCGCCAUUUUGUUGCCGAUGGCACAAGCUCAAUCCGCGGCUCCUGCUCCGGCUCCAACAAGUGACGGAACAACGAUAGACCAAGGCAUAGCAUAUGUCCUUAUGUUGGUGGCUUUGGUCCUCACAUAUCUCAUCCAUUGAUCCUUUUGUCAAUUUAAUUUUGGUCUCUAUUUAGUUUAAUUAUAUUUUUUCAUUUUGAUUAUAACUAAAUAGAGACCAUAAAAGUUUGUAUGUGUGGUAGAGAAAAUUAAAGUGGUUUUCUAAUUUUUGGAGGAUACAUUUUUGAAGGUCCAUAUCAUUUGUAUAAAGUCGAUGUGCGUUCAACUGUUGGAAAUAUAUUUAAUCGAUUUACAUUUCCUUAUUAA